This is a messenger RNA of Solenopsis invicta (red fire ant), 8280 nucleotides long. It is a transcript of the gene Delta, whose product is annotated as neurogenic locus protein delta. Gene Ontology annotation, biological process: multicellular organism development; establishment or maintenance of epithelial cell apical/basal polarity; heterophilic cell-cell adhesion. Gene Ontology annotation, molecular function: calcium ion binding. The record is from RefSeq and is a predicted model, not a curated record. Lineage: Eukaryota; Metazoa; Arthropoda; Insecta; Hymenoptera; Formicidae. The transcript has 6 exons. Bases 2028 to 4793 code for a protein of 921 amino acids. Gene Ontology annotation, cellular component: protein-containing complex; plasma membrane.
GACAGACAGGCAGGCAGGCAGGCAGGCAGGCAGGCAGGCAAGCAAGUAAGCAGGCAGGCAAGCAGGCAAGAAGUCCGCACGAGUGGCUAGGGUGUCGUCGUACAGGGGCUACGUGGUGCGCGGUGGUGGGGGUGGGCGCGUGCAGCCGGCCUGCAGCUGCCUCCUCGCCGCGUUGCUGCCUCCUUUUCCCCCGGCGUGGCGCGACGCGGAGCGGCAGCCCGCUGCUGCUGCUGCUCUCCUCCCUUCCUCCCUCCCUCCCUCCCUCCGGCCGUAUGGUCCCCGCGCGCGCCACCGGUGCAGCCGCUGCUACAUACUCACCACCACCCCUCUGCGAUUCGGUCGGUCACGAGCGCACAACCCCUCUCGUCUCCGCAGGGCCGAGGGGAGAACCGGUGGGACCACAAUUAUAAGUAGGGGUGCACCCGGCCUUACUACCUCCAGUCGAGGGCUGCACUCCGUGACGAGUACGCGCGCGCGCGCGACCCCCAAACACACGGUCGCACAUAGGGCGCACGCGUGUGAGAGACAACGAGUAGAGAGGAGUAGUCGUCGCUGCUGAGCAGCGAGGGUGAGAGAAGGACGGAGAUCAUAGUACACCCUGCGAAUCUCGCCUCGCGAAGAAGGAAAAUUCCGGGGGUGAGCGCGCGUACGAGAGAUCGCCAUCUGUCGUCGAGUCCGUGUCGAUACGGUUGCCUCUGUGAUUGCCUCGAGUGCCGCGGGGUGGCGUUAGUGCGGUCGGUCAGUGCGGUGGCGCGUACACGCGGUGAGAAAAAGGAAGGUGAACGUGCAUCUUGGACGAGGAGAAAAGGAGAGCGAGAGAGAGAGAGAGAGACAGAGGCAGCGUGACUUUGCGUACGUCGUGCGCGCCGUGCAUCCCUCUUGAACUUUGAUACUUCGGUGGAAGGUAGAAACGCGCGAAGCACCGCGACCGGUUGAAAGACUGCGUGGACCCCUCGCCGGCUUUUCUGGCUUAUAGCGGACAGUACGAGAGCGAGAGAAGAAAAAAAAGAGGAGAAAGAGGAGGGGGGAGGGGGUGCCACCUUUCCGCCACCGGGCGCAUUGACUCUCUCCUCUCGUUCAUCCUCUCGCGACUCGCGUCACACCGCGAGCCGCAAGCGGCGAGCGGCGAGCGCGACGAGUCGUGUGCGCGCGGGUAUCCUUGGCUCCACCUCUACCACGACGGCGACUGCCCCACCACCAUCACACACACACCAUCGUCGGUCCUACUCCGGCGCCCUUCUCCGUUACGGCGGCGCUGCCGCCGAUCGCCGAGGGAGUAUUCCUCGCGGCGCGCGGCGACGGCCGAUCAGUGCGUGACUCGUCGUUGUUGCGACGGUUGGCGGAGGACGAGAGCGUUGUACGUUUGUCGGUGUUCCCUCUCGUUGGCUUUUGGCAAGGAUGGUCGCGACGGGUUGACUCGUAUCGAAAAGAAGAGAGCACAAGAGAGAGAGAGAGAGAGAGAGAGAGAGAGAAAAAGAAAGAAAGAAAGAAAGAGAGGACACCUGAAUACGCGGACCUUCCUUCAAGAUCGGGACCUUUCCUCCCUCUUCAGCGUUUGUCGUCCCACGGAUAUACUACGAUUAAGUGUGUCAACGGCAAGUGUGUAAAAAGUGAAAAUCUCGUCGUUCGUACGUUGUAUAUGCCGAGCGAAUUAAAUGGUAUAACGGCGCGUAUACGGAGUGCACAGUGGUAAACGAGUUGAAUUUAGCCGCGGUUCCCACUCGCGGCGUUUGCGCGCACCUUCAUUCGUUUGUUUCGUUCUUUCGUCCGUCCGUCGUCGAUUCGACGAGACGCGCGCGGCGGCGACGGCGACGGCUCGCGUACAUCGUCGAGAUACCGGCGUAUACCGGGCACGCGGUUCGUGGCUAUGCAGCAGCAGCCCUGCGGUGCCGCGGCGAGACGCAGGUAACGCCGACGGGACGAAGACGAGACGACGCGCGCGGAUUGCCGCUCACAUCCGCGCCUCCGCCGCUUUCCGGGGAAGCGCCGGCGGCGUGUAAACACCGAGGGAUACGCGACGCGUCAACAUGUGGACCACGAUGCUCGUGUGGACGGCCGCCGUCGUUCUCCUGCCGACGCCUCGAGCGGUGAACGCCUCGGGGGUGUUCGAGCUGAGGCUAAAGUCCUUCGUGAACGAGUUCGGCAAGGACAGCCUGGGCAAGUGCUGUUCCGGCAGCGCGUCCAAGACAGGCGAGUGCUCGGGGGUCUGCAAGACGAGGUUUCGGGUCUGCCUGAAGCAGUACCAGGUGAAGAUCGACACGACGUCGCCGUGCACGUAUGGCGACGUCGUGACGCCCGUUCUCGGCGAAAACAGGAUUAACCUCAGCGCAAAUGUCGCCUUGCCGAGCUUCACCAACCCCAUCAGGUUCCCGUUCGAGUUUACGUGGCCGGGUACGUUCUCGCUGAUAGUGGAGGCUUAUCACGAUGCGGACAACAGCACGCAUCAAUCGGCCGAGAAAAUCCUGAUCAUGCGGCUGACCACUCAGAAGUGGCUGGACGUUGGGCCAGAGUGGACCGCUGACGAUUACACGAGCGCCCACUCGCAAAUAGAUUUUGAGUACAGGGUGACUUGCGCACCUCACUACUACGGCAAGGGUUGCGAGGACCUGUGUCGGCCAAGAGAUGACAACUUUGGUCACUAUAGCUGUAGCCCGAGCGGCGAACGCGUCUGCCUCACCGGCUGGAAGGGCGAUUAUUGCAACUCCCCCCGCUGCCUGCCCGGAUGCGACGAGCAGCACGGACACUGCAAUCGACCCAACGAAUGCAUAUGUCACAACGGCUGGAAGGGCACCCUGUGCAAUCAGUGCGUUCGGUACCCGGGCUGCCUUCACGGUAGCUGCCAAAAGCCUUGGGAGUGCGCGUGCGACGAGGGCUGGGGCGGGCUGUUCUGCAACCAAGAUCUCAACUAUUGCACGAAUCAUAAGCCGUGUAUGAACGGCGGCACCUGCUUCAACACCGGCCAGGGCUCUUACACCUGCUCGUGCCCGUCAGGCUUCACCGGCACCGAGUGCCAGACGCCGCUCUUCGACUGUCACUCGAAGCCCUGCCUGAACGGUGGCACUUGCACGAUGACGGAGUCUCCGUCCGUGAGCUACGUGAGCGGCAAUGGUACCGAGCUAUCGUCAUCCUCCAGACAGCAGCAUCGUCGUGGCUAUCGGUGCACCUGCCCACCCGGUUGGCGCGGCCGACACUGCGAGAUGACGACGCGAUCCUGCCGGGACUCGCCCUGCCGACACGGCGCCACCUGCGAGGACGAUUCUCUGCGCGGCUACGUGUGCCAUUGCCCGCCCGGCUAUACCGGCACCGACUGCGAAUCGCAAGUCGACGAGUGCUCGCCGAACAAUCCCUGCGCGAACAACGGCACCUGCACGAAUCACAUCAACGGUUACCGAUGCACGUGCCUCGCCGGUUUCACCGGCGAACGCUGCGAGAUCAACGUGGAUGACUGUCAGGGCGAUCCGUGCCUGAACGGCGGCACCUGCAAGGACCAGGUGAACAGCUUCCGCUGCCAAUGCGUACCGGGCUACGUCGGCAGACUCUGCCAGGACAAGGUAGACUAUUGCCUGGCCAAACCGUGCGCGAACGGAGGCAGAUGCAUCUCUGGGACCAACGACUAUCAUUGCACGUGCAAGCCCGGUUUCACCGGCAAGGACUGUAGCGUGGAUGUGGACGAGUGUCGAAGCGCGCCGUGUCAGAACGGCGGUAUUUGUCGUAAUCGCGUCAAUGGUUUUCUAUGCGAAUGCCCGAACGAUUGGCACGGCGACACCUGCGGCGAAAAAGCCGGUGUCGUAGUGGCGCCGCCGCCGCCGCCACCGCUGCCGCCGAUCACCUCCGCACCCGCGAACGUGCCGCUCGCGGAACCGUCCUCGAGCAGUAAUCAUUGGCCCGGCAAUUUAUCGAAGCACGUCGCCUCCAGAAAGAACAGCUUGACUACGGAACAUCUGGUGAUGAUCGCGACUCUUUCCACCGCGGUGCCAGCCUUCGCGUUGUUCGCCGCGGUCGCGGUGAUGUGCAUGAAGAGACGACAGAAGCGAGAGCAGGCCAAGGCCGACGAGGAGGCGAGGCUGCAGAACGAGAGGAACGCGGUGCACAGCAGCAUGAGCAAACGUAGCGCCAGUACCAUCGGCGUCGGCGGCACCGGCGGCAUCGGCAGCAUCGGCGGUCUCGGUCUCCUCGGCGGCGCCGGUAACGGCCUGAUCGGCACCGGCGGCGGCAGCGUUUGCGCCCUCGGCACCGGCGACGCGCACAUGAUCAAGAACACUUGGACGGCGAGUAAAAGUGUCAACAACGUAGCGUCAGCGGCAUCGCGGCAAGACGACCUAGACUCGUCGUUUCAGACUGACGUCACGCUGGACAGCUCGUGUUCGGGUUAUAAACCAGAACCGGUGCUACAAGACGGUCGGACAACGAGGACGACGAAACAGCUGAAUACGGAGGCGGCGGCUCAUCGGGCGUCCGCGCACCUCUUCCAGAAGGAGAAGGACUGUCUCGGCCUAGGCCUCGGUAUCGGGGUCCUGGAGAGUGCCAAGAGAUCGUCCGUAUUUGCCGCUACUAGUAACGCGGCGGACAGUUGUUGCGCCGCGGAAGCCGCGCUGAUGAAGAGGCCGACGAUAUCGGAAGCCAACGGCGCCGGUGUCGUCGGUAGUGGCGGUGGUGGUGGUGGUAGUGGUGGUGGUCCACCGGGAAGCGGUGGCGGUACCACGGACAACAGCAAUUGCGGUGUGUACGUGAUAGACGAUCACUACGUCAGGCACGACGCCACGCUGGCGGCGACGCUCGCGACGGAAGUGUAGUAGACUCCGGACAUCGGACUCCCAUUUAGAGUGAUAGAACCAGUGCGUGUGCGUGUGCGAAUCGUGGAUCUUAUUUUCUCCGUGCGCGUAAAUUGACAGACCACCACCCCGUUUGAUUUCCUUCGAUUCUUCUCCCUCUGGACGGCGCGGCGGCGACGCCUUCGUCUCGGAUGCUUCAUAUUUAUUUCUUUUCCUUUUUUACAUUAUUUUUUUAUUUUUUAUUUUUAUUACACCUCUUUGCAAAAGUGCUUGUGCAUCCGUGGCAUUGGCGCCGCUGGUCGCCGGUGGGGCUCCGCGAUUGAAACAUCGUUUCGAGGAGAAAUACGCACUGCAUCUCGCGCCGCCGCGCCGGCCAGUUUCAGAUCAACCGCGAGUGUGUACGUUGGCCCAGCACGAGAGCGAUGACGGACUGACCGAAGACGUUCGAUCUGGGGACUGAUCGAGAAGCGACAGAGACGAGGAGAAGAAUUAACGCGAUGCUGUGGGGGUCGGCCGGUUUCCUCGCGCGGCCGCCGACCCAUCCUUAGGUAUUAAUAUUAUAUCGUGCUCUAAAGUGAAACUUUGUACAGAACUAAUUUAUUAUUAUUGUUAUUUACUUAUUGUAUUACUGAUUGCUAUUAAUUAUUAUUAUUAAUAUUAUUACAUCGUGUCGCAUUAUCAUUGUUCUCGGUAUUAGUUCUUUUUCGAAUUUGCGUGACCGAGCUGCCGACCGAAGCAAGAAUACGACAGCGAAAGAUCUUUCGUGUAUAUUAUGCGUGUGCGUGUAGAAAUGAAUGAGCGUGUAUGUGUAACUACGAACGAAAAAGUUUAACGACGGAUUAGCAUCUUCGGAACGACGUCUUUUCAUAUUCGGAAUUAAUGUUUCGUGUAACACCGCUUCUUUUUUUCCUUUCUUUUUUUUUUUAUAAAACAUUCCUUUUCUCAGAGAAAAUACCGUUGCGCGACGCAGGAAUUUCCGCUUACAGUGGCAACGAUGUUUAGCAAUGAAAAGCAUGAAAAUUAAUUUAAAAUGAUAGAAAUGCUCCCUCGACUUUUUGGGAUUCUCCGUUUCAGGGAUAAUCCCAAUCGAGUGAUCCCUCAAACACCCGUUUUCCACACCGAUUUUCAGUCGGCUCAAAGGAACGUUUGGAAGGAAGGAUGGAAAGCGGCAUGGCUCUUAACAAAAUUCCGUCCUUUUAAUUCGAAAACGUCGUCAUUCCAUCGCGAUAAUUCGAAUAAACUUAAUACGGAAUUAAAUUGUGCGAUGCGAUAGUUAAGCAGAUAGUAGCAUGUUUUCGUAGAAAAAGAUAAAAAAAAAAAUCUCGAACAAUGCAGAAGGGGAAACCAUGCAUGCCGAGUCCGUAGAUCCUUUAUUUUCAUUAAAUUCGAUCCAAUUUGUAUCGAGGGAUAUAUUAUAGGGAAAUUUAUUCGCUAAUUUGAGAAAUUCUAAAGAAAUUACGCAGCGUUGGCUUUCCCUCCUUGAAAGGAAAAAAAAAAAAAAAUCGAUUUUCUACGAAUCCUAUGAUUACUACCCAAACGACGUGUACCGUUCGACGAAACAUUGCUCGCGCUACGUACUGAAAAAACGAACGGACAGAUUUGUAUAAAUUAUGCAGAUAUAUAAAUAUAUAUAUAUAAAUAUAAAUAAAAAUAAAAAUAUAUAUAAAUGAACAGUGAGAGAUAGAGAUCCGGCGUCGUCGACGAUAACGUUUCAACGGCGAUGCGGUUUGUUUCGAAGCGAUUUGGCAUCGAAAUCGGCGAGAGAGGCUAGUCGAGAGAGAAAUCAAAGAAGCGAUCAUCGUCGCGCGAGAGAACGUCGGAUCAAACCCAUUAAAUCUGAUCGUAGCGCAAUCCUCUCUUCCCAAACAACGCAAGGUUUCACAAAGAUAUCUAAAAGAUAAUGCAGGGCCUUAUUCUCGAAAAGUAUCACAUAUAAAAAUCCUACAAUAUAUGUUACGUAUAUUACAGAUUUUCGCAUGUUUUUCUUAUGCGAGAAAUUCGAGAAUAAAUCUCCUCUCCCCUUCCAAGGCCACAUUUGAAAGUUCAGCAUUUUUUUAGAACAUUUUGAUCUUUCAAAUGUUUUUGCCUUGAUUUCUUUGUGGACUCUCGCGUUGUCUUUCUAGGGUUUAUCCUGGAAACUGAUAAGGAAUUGGCGUUUGAAUUGCGAUUAAAGUUAGGAUUUCGGCGAAUUCAGUCGUCUCUUCAGCGUUUAUUCGCCCCGGACGAACGAAUCCGUGAAGUAAUCGACUCGUGUUGUCCGCGUUCAUUUGUGCGAAAAAAAAAUCUAGAGAUCGCCCCAAAAACAAUUGAAAUUUUGCGAAUUCUCCAUCAUUUGUAUCGCCAUUAACCGCGUUUUUUUCAGCGGUACCCUCGCCGACUUCGCCCACGAAUGGAUAAGUGACGAUUAUUGUAUGUUGAUGCUGCACGAUCGAUUAUGAUAAUUAUUUAUUUAUGACUGCUGAUGACGAUUUUACACGGCGUAAAAAAAAAUAAAUAAAUGGCGAUUAGUGCGCCGAUAACAGUGAUGACGAUAUUAUCGCGUUAGAAAUGCGCGUGCGAUGUACGAAGAAUGAGAGAGAGUGAAUGAGUGAGAGAAAAGGAGAGAGCUGUAGCGAACAAAGAUUCGAUAAUGUUCCUGUUACAAAAUAAUGAUAAUUAAAUAAACGAAAUGCAAGUAUCGACUAAGUCAGGUUUAUUUUCGGGUCUCGUUCGCGCGCGGUGGCGCAAACAGGGUGAUUUUUUUUCGCAUUUAUAUGACGGUCAUACGUAAUUGGUAACGCUUUAUUUUAGAUAACGGCGACCGUGUCUACGGUGACAUCCGCGGCUCGAUCAAGGAUCGCGAUGAAUUCCAAUUCUUCCUAUCUGGCUUCCAUCUCCCAAAUCUUUCCUUCGCCCCGUCUCGAGCCACCGACGUCCGCCGUCGCGCGCGUACAGACUCUAAAUUAACGAGAAACGCGUGUGUGUAAAUGCGAGAUUAUACUGUACGAAUUACGAUGUGUAAUAAAGCUGUUGUCAUUUUUUGUACUUACACUCCUCUAGACGAUUUGAUACGUCUCGCUAUGAACGGUCUCCAUCUAUCUCCCCUUGUUUCACUCCCGAUUAGAUUUUUUUUCAAUGACGUUUCCAACUUUUAGAAUUUCGAAUUAGAAUUACUUUUUUUUUUGUAUAACAGCGCGAUGCGCAUUCGCAAGAGAAAGAAGAAAAAUUGUUUCCCGCUGAUAGUGGCCUUUCGUUUGCGACGAGGCAUUGACGAAGAUUGUAAAAACUAUCCUAGGCGUACCGUACCCCGUUUUUGUAUAAAAACAGAAAGAAGAUAAUAUGCACACAGCGUAUACAUACACUGACAUAAACGCAGCACAUCUGUAUAUUUGUAGUAGGACUAUACAAUUGCGAUUAUUAUUAAUUAUUAAUAUUAUUAUUAUAUAAAACGUGUAAAUAGAUGAAUUGUCAAUAUAAUGAUGUCACGCAAACGACAGUGGACGAUUAAUAAUGAUACAUAAAAAAAAAA